Messenger RNA from Malania oleifera, 2302 nucleotides. RefSeq names its product DNA-(apurinic or apyrimidinic site) endonuclease, chloroplastic. The record is from RefSeq and is a predicted model, not a curated record. Gene Ontology annotation, biological process: base-excision repair. Gene Ontology annotation, cellular component: nucleus. The transcript has 13 exons. Gene Ontology annotation, molecular function: DNA-(apurinic or apyrimidinic site) endonuclease activity; DNA binding; phosphoric diester hydrolase activity. Bases 176 to 1903 code for a protein of 575 amino acids. NCBI's taxonomy places the organism in Eukaryota, Viridiplantae, Streptophyta, Magnoliopsida, Santalales, Ximeniaceae.
CAUUUAACAUUCGUAGAAGACUAGUAUACCACCCUAUUUUCAACUCUAACAUGUUCCAUUUGCUACCGUGCGUGUUCGAUCCGCGACCCACUGUCCCACCCGACGCUUUUUUCGCGGUUCUUUCUCGCUUUCCAUGCCGCUAAGACGACGCUAGCCUACGCCGCCUGCCUGCUUAAUGUACGCCUCCCCUUUGCCUUUCUCAUGUCAUGUGAUGCAUUCAAGCAUGCAAUUAGGGUUUCAUAGAUUCACAAACCUUAGAGCAGCAUUUGCAUUCUUCGUAACUCCAAGGCAUUUGGAAGUUGGGGGAUUGGCCUUUCUGAAAGAAAGAGAAAUGGGAUCGAAACGGCUCCUUUCAAAUUCAUCAGUGCUAGCAUCAUCAACAGCUAUCAACAAGAAAGACAAGAAGCCAACUGAAUUCAUGAAUGAGUCACAAUCCGGGCAUGGUGUUUUCGAGGAAAAUGUUGUGAAGAGGAAUUUAGUUGAUAUUCAGAGUUUUCGGGAUGACCCAGACAAAGUUGAAGCAAUGACAGUUCAGGAACUCAGAACGACGUUGAGGACUGUUGGGUUGCCUGCUAAAGGUCGUAAACGUGAUCUUGUGUUAGCAUUUAAGCAUUUCCUGGACAACAACAUGACUGAUAAAAGUUCUCAGGUAACAAAUGAACAAGUUUCCUUUGAGAUGAAAGCUACUUGUACAGAGAAUAUUUCAUCAAAAAGGAAGACAGAGAAGUCAUCUGGGGGAGACCAUGUUAAAGACAUAAAUAUCUUUUCGACAGAAUCUGGAAUUCAAAGGCGUAAGAAAAGGGUAAAACAAAACCAGGUUGAGAAUAACAUUGUUAAAAUCAAAAAUAAAGAAAAACAGCGGCUGUCAAUCAACAGUGAUGAAUUCUCAGGCCAGAAGCCCCCCAGCACAAGGAGAAAAGUGUCUUCUGAAGGGGGAAGUGAAGAUGUUGACCGUGUUGGUGCAGUUGAUAUGUCCAUGAUUCUAAACGAACCAUGGACGGUUCUUGCACACAAGAAGCCGCAGAAAGGUUGGAUUCCAUAUAACCCUAGAACCAUGAGGCCUCCUCCUCUUACUGGUAAUACCAAGUCUGUGAAGCUGAUGUCUUGGAAUGUCAAUGGUUUGAGAGCCUUGUUAAAGUUGGAGGCCUGCUCUGCGUUACAGCUUGCACAAAGGGAGGAUUUUGAUGUCUUGUGCUUACAAGAGACCAAACUACAGGAGAAGGAUGUUGAGACUAUUAAGCAGUGCCUUGUUGAUGGCUAUGAGAAUAGCUUUUGGGCUUGUAGUUCCUCCAAGCUUGGGUACUCUGGUACUGCUAUUAUUUCACGGAUAAAGCCUCUUUCAGUCAGUUACGGCUUAGGCAUAGCAGAUCAUGAUACUGAAGGACGGCUAGUGACAGCUGAGUUUGAUACAUUUUAUUUAUUAAAUGCAUAUGUUCCUAAUUCAGGAGAAGGUCUAAAAAGACUGUCUUACAGGGUUACGCAAUGGGAUACAUCUCUCAGCAGUUACAUGAAAGAGCUAGAAAAAUCAAAGCCUGUAAUACUGACUGGUGAUCUGAACUGUUCUCAUGAAGAGAUAGACAUUUACAACCCUGCUGGAAAUAGAAGAAAUGCUGGGUUUACCAAUGAAGAACGAGAAUCAUUUGGAGCAAACUUCUUGUCUAAGGGUUUUGUUGAUACCUUUAGAAAGCAACAUCCUGGUGUUGUUGGCUAUACUUAUUGGGGCUAUAGACAUGGCGUGCGCAAAACUAAUAAAGUUGUUGCCCCUGUUUCUGCUGCACAGCGUCCUAAAAAUUCGGGGUUGUGGCUUACUGUGACAUUACCUAUGGUGGCAGAAGAAAGAAUGGAUCCAUUCACUUAUAAUAUGGGUGGCGGCUUGACUAUUUCCUCGUCUCAGAAUCGAUAGCGGACAACGUUCAUGAUUCAUAUAUUCUUCCUGAUGUUACUGGCAGUGAUCAUUGUCCUGUUGGCCUUAUCCUCAAGCUCUAGCUUUGCCGUGCCAUUGGAGCCAAUCUUUGCUGCAUUGAAAUUGGUAUAUACUUGGAUGACCAGAGCAAGAACAAAAUUGCGUUCUAUCCUGUGGUGUAGCCAGAACAGAGCAAAGUGUUUGUUUGCAAAUCCAAUCCUGGUGCAAAGAUGCAAGGUUUUGAAUUUUAUUGUUUUGCUAGGUUCUAAAAACCUAUCAAAGAUGCAGGGUGGUUCUAAUUUUGAAAUCUAAAAUGUUUUACUUGAAAAGUUGAAGAUUAUGAUUGAAAGUUUGAAAUCUUUGCAAUGAUAUGUGAAUCAACAGGAAAAUUCAUUUGAA